GGUGACUAACUUGCCGCACAUGUUUGGAUUCUCUUGAGUGAAAUUAUCAGAUGAAUGGCAGGAUAACCUCAGCACGACAUUGCUUCCCAGUAAUUGGAGCCUACAGCCAACCAGAGCUCAAGAGCACCGUCUGCUGGCGAUAAAGAAAACAUCUGCAUCAUUUUCAUCACACUUCUCCAUUUACUGAAGGCUCUUCCUUAAUUUGAUGUUUCCUGCUCUUGCUGUCAGCUGCAAGUCAACGAAAUGACUUCAUAAUCCCAGCUGCAGGAAGAGAAGGUAAAAAGCAGCAUUCCGCAUGGGUGCGUCAUCUUCUGACCCUGCAGGGACUAACCCCUCCACAACCAUGGCCUCCACCUCCUCACCUUCCUCUUCUGCCAGCUACUUUGAGUUCUUCUGGGAUUACCACAAUAAGUCUGUCAUUUGUAAGCAUUACAACUACACUGGCAAGCUCAAGAAUCGUGAGGAUCUGAAACCUGAGAGCAUUGUAUUCCUGGUGGUGUGUCUCCUCAUCAUCUUGGAGAAUGCAGUGGUGCUCAUUGCCAUUUGGAAGAACAAGAAGUUCCACCUGCCCAUGUAUUACCUGCUGGGAAACUUGACUCUGUCAGACCUGCUGGCAGGUGUCACCUACAUGGCCAACAUCCUGAUGUCAGGACACAAUACUUUGAAACUGACACCGUUGCUAUGGUUCCUCAGAGAAGGAGGGGUCUUCAUCACUCUGGCUGCGUCCAUCAUUAGCCUGCUGGCCAUUGCAAUUGAACGUCACGUCACUAUGGUGACAAUGCGUCCAUACCACGGUGCAAAACGGGGUCGGAUGAUUGCACUGAUUGGUGGAAGUUGGGCCCUGUCAGCAUUUCUGGGGGUUCUCCCUAUUUUGGGAUGGAACUGCAUAAACAGAUUGGACCAAUGUUCAACCGUGCUCCCACUUUAUGCCAAAAGCUACAUCCUUUUUAGUGUGUCUGUGUUCAGCACGGUGCUUUUGUCCAUUGUGGUCCUCUAUGCUCGGGUUUUCCGCAUUGUCCGCACCAACACGAGGCGGCAGCGGCUGAGCCUGAAAUCCAGCAUGAGAAACAGCCUCGCCAGGGUGACGCAGAAGUACAUCGCCCUCCUCAAGACUGUCACUAUUGUGGUGGGGGUCUUCAUUGCUUGUUGGCUGCCCCUCUUCAUCCUCCUUCUCUUGGACUUUUUCUGCCCCACAGGCCAGUGCCCGAUGCUCAAAAAGGCAGACUACUUCUUGGGAGUAGCCAUCCUCAAUUCGUUCCUCAACCCAAUCAUCUAUACUUUGACCAGCAAGGACAUGAGGAGAGCCAUUCUGAGGCUACUCUGUCAGUCGUGUCUGAUGACCAAAGAUGGACAGGUCAAGAAGAUUGGGAUGCCAUUUAUAGAGUGCAGUUUCAGUAAAACUGAGGUACCUUCUCAAAAACUGGACCAUGGACUGGAUACAACCAUUUCCUCGGGGAAUGCAGUAACCUCUCCAUCCACGAUUAAAUCUCUUUAUCCUAAACUUUUUAAGUCAUAAAGAUUGAAACUUUUAUAUGCAGAGUCCAAAAGGCUGUGAAAGAACCUUGCAGUGCACAAAGAAAAUAUUCCAAUAAUGGAAAGAGAGGUCUGUGGGAUAAACCUGAAAACUGAAUAGUUGGAAUGAACUACAAAUGGAGGCACAAAAAAAAGACAUUAAGACUUUAUCCUCCAAGCAGAGUUUAGCUUAAAAGAAUGAAAAGACAUUUCCUUCUGUCUAAGCAAUGUUAAAGUGUGGUUGAAGGUGGUUUGAGUAAAUUAAAUUAACUAACUUUAUAAAUCAUGUUGAAUAUGUCCAUGGAUAUAGUUCUUGGAGUUUUGCAUCUCCUCUUUCACUAGUAAAAAUGGGUUUGGUCAAAUUGAUAGCCUACACAUACCAAAGAUUAUAAAACUGGUAUUAUUUUCUGUCUUUGAAUUCUUAAGGACUUUUUAAGACAGCACUUGCAGUCUAUGAUGCCUGCUUUUGCUGAUGCUUGGGUUUCCGCUGGUUCGGAAACUCGAGGUGCUUCAAUUUUGUUCAGAUAUGAUUCUUUUGCAAACACUUGCCUGUCUGUAAAGAGUUAAGUGAUGUCUAACAGAUACCAGGAAAGAGGUAUCUCACUUCUCAGUGACACAACCACAGAAUGCAGUGGAGAACAUUGUGGUCUUAUUGAGGGAGGAGAGGUGCAAACCAAACCCCCCCACACAGCAUUUUGAAAUGACUGAGUGCUAAAGUUUGACGGAGAAAUAGUUGGUCUUUGGGUAGGUGUCCUAUUCUUGUAAAAUGUCACCCAGUCACCCGCAGUUCAACUGCUAUACCGAAAGAAAAAGAUAAAUGAACAUGACAAAAUGUCAAUACAUCUGUGCUAUGACUAAUGUGCACUUGUAAAAUUGUUAUUGCUUUUUUCUGUUGCAACAUGCUGACAGUUUAACGAUGACUGAACCUGAAUCAGCUGGCUGGUGAGUGAGCACAUCAUGAUCUGUAAAUGUUUUUUUUUUUAAUCAGGUGCGUCAGAACUUUAUUUGACAAAAGUGUGUGUUCAUUUAAUUACUUAGGGUGUGGAUGUAUUCACUCUCAGAUCCCUUAUUUUACUGUUCACCUGGAACAUUUCUGCUUCUAAUGUGAGGUACGCAUUUUUAGAAUAAAACCAGGCUGAGAACCACUUUUGUAGCUUGAAUGAUUAAUGCUGUUUUUUAUACUGAGAUCUGUGUGGUGGACUUUCUGGGUUUCAGAACACGUUUUUGUAACAUCUGUACUAUAAAUUAUACCUUUUUUUGUAACAGUCUAAAUCCAACAUAACCUUUCUUUUCAUAAAAGAAAUCAUAAUAAAAAAAUACAUUUUAAGUGA
This is a messenger RNA of Xiphophorus maculatus (southern platyfish), 2843 nucleotides long. It is a transcript of the gene s1pr5b, whose product is annotated as sphingosine 1-phosphate receptor 1-like. Gene Ontology annotation, biological process: G protein-coupled receptor signaling pathway. The record is from RefSeq and is a predicted model, not a curated record. Gene Ontology annotation, cellular component: membrane. The transcript has 2 exons. Bases 296 to 1516 code for a protein of 406 amino acids. Gene Ontology annotation, molecular function: sphingosine-1-phosphate receptor activity. NCBI's taxonomy places the organism in Eukaryota, Metazoa, Chordata, Actinopteri, Cyprinodontiformes, Poeciliidae.